Messenger RNA from Aegilops tauschii subsp. strangulata, 568 nucleotides. The record is from RefSeq and is a predicted model, not a curated record. Lineage: Eukaryota; Viridiplantae; Streptophyta; Magnoliopsida; Poales; Poaceae.
CAACCCCACAGCCGUGUCCCCUGAAGCACUGAAGCAGUGAGAGGAAGAUGGGUGGUGAUGGAUCCAGGGAGUUCAAGCCUGAUCAUGAUGAGGAUGCAUAUGCUUCUUCAAAAAUAAAGGUAGUGCGAGAUGCAUCCAAAGAUCUCAAGCGUCAGGCUAUAGUUGCAGCUUUUCCUGUUGCAAAGAUGGCAAAGCCUAUUAAGCUUGCGGGGGCUGAUCGGGCGGCUUCGUGUCUUGCUGGCCCGGCAAUAUCCGAUCUCCAGGGGCGGGUUGCCCCUGUCGUGGCGUCCCGGUGGUGGGGGAGGCUUCGUGGUAGUGGUGGGCCCCUUCUUCCUUCUCCUCUUCUCUGGCGGCUGGGAUGGGCGAGGGAGCGCAACGGGUGGAUUCCACUGUUGGUUGCGAGCGUUUAUGUUUUUUAGAUGCGUACUUCGGGUACCACCAGAUCUGAAUGUAUGGUCCUGAUGAAAUAAAAACUGCAUUCAUCACCCCUUUCGGGUGCUUUUGCUAUAUCAUGAUGUCAUUCGGACUUAAGAAUGCAGCCGCAAGUUUUCAGCGCAUGAUCCAAAAG